AUCAUCACCAUCUUCAGCCACAUGGAUCUGUUGCAGCGCUGUCUUUGGAGCUCUCUGGGAGUGGUGGCUCUCGUCUAUGUGCUGGUCAAAUUCAGCUUGGGCUAUUGGAAGAGACGUGGAAUACUCCAUGUCAAGCCCAAGUUUCUAUGGGGCAAUAUUUCGGAGGUGCUGCGUGGCAAGAAGCAUGUCCAGCAGCUGCUCCUCUUCCUCUACGAGAGCUACAAAGGACGCGCACCAUUCAUCGGUUGCUAUGUACUAUUGAAACCUUUUGUGUUGGUCCUGGACUUGGAGCUGGUAAGGAAUAUUUUGGACAGUGAUGCGGGCUAUUUCACCAGUCGUGGACUCUAUAAUAAUGUGGCACGGGAGCCGCUGUCCGGCAAUCUAUUCCAAUUGGAUGGUCACAAAUGGAGACAGCUGCACGCCCAAUCUGCGCCAGCCUUUGCAGCCAGCAAUCUGCACAAGCUACUGCCACAGUUGUUGAAGACUUCGAGGACGUUGCAGUUGGAAUUAGGCGUGGGAAAGCAGGAUUUGAAUGUCAGCCAACUGUUGGACUGCUACAAUGUGGAGUCCAUAGCGAAGAUAGCUUAUGGUCUAUCCUCAGAGGAUCUAUCAGAGUUUUCCCUCAUGACGCGCAGCUACUGGAGUAACUGGAGCUUAUGGCGCGCCUAUUUAGCCUUAGAGCUGCCUCUGCUCGCACGUCUUGUGAGACACAGGAGCUACUCACAGCUAGCCAUGGAUUACUUCCAUAAGCUAGUCGAGAAGCAACUGCAGCAACAGCGCAAACGAGAUCGACAGCCGCUGCAAAGCUUUCUGCAGCUUUUCGACGCCACAGAUGAAGCCUUGACGGAUGCUCAGAUCGCGGCUCAGGCAUUUGGUUUUAUUCUAGCUGGCUUGCAGCCACUGAAUGCGAGUCUCGCCUUCUGUCUCUAUGAGCUCGCCUUGCAGCCAGAGCUGCAAGACCGCGUGAGAGCCGAAAUUAAACAAGUGAUGAAGGCAACUGAGGGACAGCUGACAGCAGAAGGACUCAAGCAACUCAGCUACACGAAGCAAGUGUUAAAUGAAACGCUUCGUCUACAUACGCCUUAUCCUUUUCUGCUGCGCCGUGCCACACGUGAAUUUGAACUGUCGAAUUCGAUUUUUGUCAUUGCUCGGGGCAACAACUUGGUAAUACCUGUAGCUGCUAUUCAUCGGGAUCCGACUAUAUAUGUAAAGCCCGAACGCUUUGACCCUGAACGAUUCAGGCCUGAGGCAGUGCUUAAAAGGCCAGGCAUGUCGUUUUUACCCUUCGGCGAGGGUCUGCGUGGCUGCAUAGCAAAGCAACUGGCAGAGCAGCAGCUGUUAAUUGGGUUAGUUGCCCUGUUGGAGCAUCACAAAUAUGAGCCUAGCGCCGAUACACAAAUUCCCAUGCGCUAUGAUCCUGGCAAGCUAGUGUUAAUGCCAAAAACGGAUAUCAAAUUAAGUGUGCAGUGGCUGGAGCCGCACUAAUGGAAAAUAGAAAAAAGUCGAUCAUCAUCCAUAAAUUCGCUUUCUUAAUAUUUGUAGUAAAAUUGUUGCUUUUGGUAUUGUUUUUAUAUGUUCUAUGUAUUUUGUAUCUGCUACUUUUUCAUAUAUUUUUAUUAUAAGCUAGGCUUGUGUGAUAAUGCUGACGUAUUACCUUAAAAACUUAGAUU
Messenger RNA from Drosophila hydei, 1670 nucleotides. It is a transcript of the gene Cyp6u1, whose product is annotated as probable cytochrome P450 6u1. The record is from RefSeq and is a predicted model, not a curated record. Gene Ontology annotation, molecular function: monooxygenase activity; iron ion binding; heme binding. Lineage: Eukaryota; Metazoa; Arthropoda; Insecta; Diptera; Drosophilidae. Bases 22 to 1485 code for a protein of 487 amino acids. The transcript has 2 exons.